AUGCCACUUGGAAAGUUUUUCAGUGACACCCCAUUGGAAGACAACGAGAUUGACCAGGGCGUGACUUCGAGACGGAGUCAAACAGAGAAGGCCAGGAAUGCACUGGCCACCAGUCGUGUGUCCAGGCGAUGGGCCAGAACUGUUCAGAAGGAAAUAGGAAUUCACCACGAGUCCUCUAAAAGCUCAGAGGAAACAAAAGGUGCCCAAGCAUUGCAGAAGCAAUUUUUCACUGGAAGGCUACAUCAUACUCACGCGUUGUCACACAGUUAUGAGUCCAUUACAUGUCCAGAUCAGAACAAAGCUAACCAAAGGGGCCGUGCAAGAUGCACAUGGAGCCUUUUGCGUGCCAUUGCCCAAGCAUUUGAAGCUGUUUUUGCUUCACCACAAGCUCCGCCAGUCAAGUUUGUCAUCAACACUGUAGUUCCUGAUGACACCAACACGCGAAUGAAAGGUCCAAACCAAGGUGACAGAUCCCUUGUCCACACAGUUAUGAACGUGGUCCAGUCUUGUGCUGUCUACUGUGAUGGGUUGCUCAAGCAAGGAGCCAACAAGAACCAUGAUUGGCAAUGCUUUUCCAUUCCAUGCCCGUUGAGUGUCCUGAAGACUGCUAAUACAGACCAUAUUCACGCAGCUUAUCGAUCGACCUUGGUUGCUUGUGCUUCAGGUUUGGGUGAGAGAUGGAAGGCAUUCAGUUUGAAGCCGGAGGUUUCUCGAGCAGUCGCAAAUGCAAAGUGGGCUGCGCAAGUGAUGUGCGGGGAUGCCUUGGAAGCCAACAGUUCAGCAUUCCGGUGUGAAAGGACACUUUUGGCACACAAUCGCCAAAGGUCAGUGAAGGUCUGCAACACUGUUGCGAUCCGCUUCAAGUGUUGCAACCAUCAACUAGGGCUGGUUCGAAAGCCAGUUGUUCUGGGCAUAGAACGGUACUGGUCUACUUUGGUCCGGCUAGCACAUUUGAUGGAAUGUGCUGGAUUUCGACGAGUGGAAGUGGCCAAGUACCCAAAGGAGAUGGAUGCUUGGAAGAAACGGGCAGCUUGGUUGAUGCAAGGCUUUGAUUCCAGAUCGAAAAGAACAACAGACUCACUCAAGAAUCUUCUUGGCUUUCUGAACGGGGAUACAUCCCAGCGUACAGGGCCUUUGGUGCGUUGGUGUCUCUUGCCAGCAAACAAUGACGGCAAGACUUGCUGUCAGGAUGACUCUGAUAGCUGGAAUCGAUUGGUUUCCAUGCUGAGCAGCUUCCUAUGCAAAGCAUAUGCUGUUCCUCUUUUGCAUCGCAUGAAGCACUAUGCACCGGCAGCAUCCUACGUCAAAGUGUCCACCAAUCUGCAUGGAAUUCUUCCUAGAAUUUUAGAAGAGAUGGAGAAUGUCAGUGCAACCAGUGCCAAUAGAAGUGUGCUUUCAGAAGUUGUUGAUGUUCUUCUUGCUGAAAAUGGAGGCGUGCAAACUCUUCCAGACGUGCUGAACAAUGAAGACUUCCAAACCCUUUUGGGAGACAUGUUGAAUGAGAACAAGGACUAUGCUGCCCAGAAUGGGGCUCGCAGAAGACUUGUGCUGGCUGAGCUUUUGAAGGAUACUUUUCACGAGUCGUCCAUAAUUACAGACAUGCUGGUGAGCCCCAUGGAACGGGGAACAAAUCUUUUUCUGCGGAGAACCCAUUUGCUGUACGAGAUGCAGUACCUCAGCAAUGCUGACCCAAAGUACCAAGAGCAUCAGCGUGAAUCAAUGGACAAGUUCCUUCAAGUCAUUCGAGGGGAUUUGGGUCGAGAACUGCUGGGAACAUUCCUGGGCCUAUUGACGUCCAGCCUCAAAGAUGCCAUCAGCAACGGCCUUACUGGGGGUCAGUCACAGCUGAAUCUCAUUUUCCAGAUGGUCAUUUGUUGCGUGACAGACUUUUACAGGCGCUUCGUACAAGAGUUCAUGCAGCCUCCUUACACACUUCUGGCACUGGCCAAUGCUGAUGCUCAGACCUUUGUUUCCGAGUGGAAAAGGAUCCAUCAGAAGAGGGCAAAGUGCAGGUUCUGUGUUGACAUUGAAUUUACCGCUGCCUUGCUUGACGCAUACCCCGAGGACAUUGAUUCUUUUCCAGCAGAUAUUGAAGAGGUACAGGAGCUUCUUCAAAGGAUAGCUGUGUGGUCUCCAAUCACAAGUGACAGUGACAAGAAACAUUCACGAAGUCGAAGUGCUCUGGAGACACCUACAGCACGAGAAGCACGGCUACAUGAAGCAGCUCACCGCAAGGUUCGCCGACUUUCCGGGUGGAAUGUUUUUUGCAAAGAACGGAUGGGUGGAGAAAGUCUUGACACUGGUGGAUACAAAUCCAGGCUCAAAGAAUGUUCAGCGGAGUGGAGGAACAUGGCAAAGCCUGAGAGAGAAGCUUUUGAAGUUGAAGCGACACGUCAGGAACAACUACGGGCUGAAUUGGCUGCCACCCCACUUUCAGUGCCAGAACCAGGAAAACCGAAGGAACUAACCAGCCUUGAGGCUGAGGUGGGUAAGAAUGGUUGCAAGCACUUUUCAGCUAGACGGCUACUGUUGAACAUUGCCGACUAUGAGCAGCACUCGAUGUGGACACUUCCAACCUGCAGUGGAGCCUUGAAGGCAUCCCUCAUCAAUGUUCAAUCUGGAGACGAUGAUAUUGCGCAGAAGUUGGAACAAAGCUUGCAUGCGCCCCUUGUUGCAAUACCACUGGAAUCUCAGAUUGCUGGAGAAGCAGACUCUCUUGACAUUGAAGUGCAUGACACUCCAUGCCCGCACUUUGUUUGCGUACAUGACCCAAACUCUACGCGGAUGGACCAAAUGGUGAAAGCAUUUUCAUGGAAACUUGAGGAGCAUGCCAUUUGUGCUGGGACAAUGCUGGUGUUUUCUCUCGCCCAAGAAUUUGACGCCACUGCUGCUACCUACCCACGCAUUCUUGGGGUUUCUGUGAAGAAGCCAAAGUGCCACGUAUUCAUGAAAGUGGCAGUAGAGCAUGACCAGGUCACCCUAGCAGCCUCCAGUGAUAGCAUGCCAGAGUUCGAGUCUUCGCAUGAAUUGUUCCUGCAUUUGUUGCGACUGUCAGACACCAGUCCGGACGUUGACGUCAAUGUGGAAGUUCAAGUCUGGGAGCGCAAUGCUUUUCUGGUGCCAGAAGGUUCAAAGUACUUGCUCAAAAGCAACCCUGAAACAUUGAAGUGCACAUUCACAGUCUCCAGUGCCAAAAGAAACAAGACCAAGCCAGCGCAAGUCAAACUUCCUUUUUCAUUGGACAAGUUGUUGAAAAAGAAAAGGAACACCAACAAGAAGCCAGGCCCUAAGGCCAAGCCAAAACCUGGAGUGAAGAAACACACGCUUAAAAAAAGUGAGAACAAAGACGUUGACGUGGAUUCAAAACACUCCAAGGCCAAAAGCUUUGACAAUGACAGCAACAACAGUGACAGUUCUGACAGUGAUAACAACUCUUCCUCUUCUGAGUCUUCUCACUGCAACGGGGAUGAUGAUCCCUGGGAUGCUGAGUUGCAAAAUGCUGAUGCUGUUGAGAAAGAAGAGGAAGUUGUUGUUCCCAUGUCUAGCACUGUGGCUGCUGAAGAGAAGCAGGUUGCGCCUCUUGCUCAGGAGUGUAAACAAGCAGACCAAGCUCGUUCAGAAGCAGCCGAAGCUUUGAGAGGCCAGUUGGCAAAUCAAAAGGCUUCAGCGUCGGGAUCAUCAUUCUUUUCGAAAGAGCUAGGGCUGGCUGAUGCAUCAAUUGCUGUCAGUGGUCGGUCUGUAUGCGUCCACUGCCGUUUGAAAAUAGCACUGCACUGCCCUCGGUUCUCAUUGUUCCACAGCAAGGUCCGUCCGUCCACAUGGUGCCAUGCCCAUUGUUUGUAUGGCUUGACAAUGGCAUCAGGGUUGAAAAGCGUGCCACGUCUUCGAGAAAUCAUUGCUGCUCACACUGAGCGACAUGUGCAUAGCAAGAUCGUCACAGAAGCUCAAGCUGUUUUGACAGCUUUGGAGUCAGUCAAGAAAACAGAAACCAUUGACGACAUUGACAGUUUUGUUGAAUUGGAGGCCCCCAUUGACUUUAUGCUCUAUGGCAAACUUGGAGCUGAACCCAUUGGACUGGCGUUGGUGGACAACUACCACCUUCAAGUCAUUGACCUUGAGACUCUUGGCUUCUUUUGCAUUUCCCUGUGA
Molecule: messenger RNA, 4149 nt
Organism: Durusdinium trenchii
Lineage: Eukaryota; Dinophyceae; Suessiales; Symbiodiniaceae
Source: the annotation of a GenBank genome assembly